Coregonus sp. 'balchen' is the source of this 23388-nucleotide messenger RNA. NCBI's taxonomy places the organism in Eukaryota, Metazoa, Chordata, Actinopteri, Salmoniformes, Salmonidae. The record is from the annotation of a GenBank genome assembly.
GAUGUUCUAUGAUGAGGAGCUAGAGCGUUCAGACCGGUUCUACGCGGGCCAGCCACUGGCGUUCCAGCUGGUCUACGCCCUGUACAACAUGCUGGUGGCCCACUCUGAGAUGGUCUGUUACCUGGUCAUCAUCCUCAACAACAUGCUGUCAGCCUCCUGCAUCACCCUGGUCCUCCCCAUCCUCAUCUUCCUCUGGGCCAUGCUGUCGGUGCCUAGACCCAGUAAGAGGUUCUGGAUGACCGCCAUCGUAUACACCGAGGUAACGGACGGUACAUUAAAGAUGUAUACUGCUAUUGGUAUUUGUAGUAUACAAUCCUUUAGUCUAAUGUGUUUGACUUCUGGUUGACUGCAGGAUGGUAUUGGAUAUUUAUAUACCGCAAUAUGCUACUUAGAGUUACUGCACAUUAAACACAUACAGGUGUAGAAUCUUCAUUUGAUUUUUUUCAAAAUAUGUAUGAACCCCUACAAAAAAAAUUCCAUUCAUUAUUAAUCCACAUGAUAGUUCCGGGUUGCUGCAGCAUUAUUUUCCUGCUGUGGGAAACGGAUCAAAUGAAGAUACUAUAUUUGUAUAGUCCAUGACAGACAUAGAUAGAGUCCACGACCGAGUUAAGAGGUUCUGGAUGACCGGCAUCGUACACUGGGAUGUUAUGCUAUACAUGCCUAUUCAUUCUAAUGACAGUUUACUUCACAUUGCGGUGUUAACUAACAUUACAUGAGUUUAAUAUGUGUCGUAUAUAUACACGGUUGUAAUCAUUAGAGUGAUACUUUCUAUGAUUCUAUACAGUAAGUGUCUCUAUGUUUACGCAAAGAUCAUGAAGCCCCUGAAGUUAAGGGAAAUAGUUGUGGUUAACAUAAUGUCUAGAGUUUCUAGCUGGUAAUGUUUUGGCCCGGAGGCUGUGUCCGUGUGUCCAGGAACCCCGUAAUGACAUCUCAACCCUACGUGUUGGAAUUGUUGUUUCAUGUUACAUUCUGACACUGAUUAAAACGUCUGACUGUGUCACGGGUGCUGAAGGUGGGUGUGGUGCAGGAAUCAAGCGCAGGACGCAGAAACUAAGUCCAAAAGACUUUAGUGAAAUAUUAACGUAGUACACGAGCACAACAAGCCCGGAGGCGAAAUAAAGGCGCACACAGGCGUCAAACAAAAGGCGCACUAACAUGUGCGAAAACCUCUCCAAACAACGGAGGGAAACACGUAGCAACGAACACCAAACAGAAGCGUAAUCACACACAACACCUGACACACACAACGAGAACUAAAUAGGACACUAAUGAAGACUAACUAGAAACAGGUGUACAACAUCAAGACAAAACCAAACGAACAUGAAACAUACAACGGCGGCAGCUAGUACUCCGGGGACGACGACCGCCGAAACCUGCCCGAGCAAGGAGGAGGAGCAGCCUCGGCCGAAACCGUGACAGUACCCCCCCCUUGACGCGCGGCUCCAGCCGUGCGCCGACCCCGGCCUCGGGGACGACCAGGAGGACGCGGAGCAGGGCAUGCGGGAUGGCCCCGGUGGAACUCCGACAGGAGAGACGGGUCUAGGAUGUCCCUCCGCGGCACCCAGCACCGCUCCUCCGGGCCGUACCCCUCCCACUCCACGAGAUACUGGAGACCCCCCAUCCGGCGUCUUGAGUCCAAGAUGGACCGAACGGUGUACGCCGGAGCCCCCUCGAUGUCCAGUGGGGGCGGAGGAGUCUCUCCUAUCUCACCUUCCUGGAGUGGACCAGCUACCACCGGCCUGAGAAGAGACACAUGGAACGAGGGGUUAAUAUUCUUAUAUUCAAUAGGCAGAUGUAACCUAUAACACACCUCGUUCAGUCUUCUCAGGACUUUAAAAGGCCCCACAAACCACCGACCCAGCUUCCGGCAGGGCAGGCGGAGGGGCAGGUUUCUGGUUGAGAGCCAGACUCGAUCUCCGGGUGCGUACACCGGCCCCUCACUGCGGUGGAGAUCGGCGCUCGCCUUGUGUCGACGGAUGGCCCGCUGCAGGUGGACGUGUGCAGCGUUCCACGUCUCCUCCGAGCGCCUCAUCCAAUCAUCCACCGCAGGGGCCUCGAUCUGGCUCUGCUGCCAAGGUGCCAGAACCGGCUGGUAACCUAACACACAUUGGAAGGGGGUUAGGUUGGUAGAGGAGUGGCGGAGAGAGUUCUGGGCCAUCUCGGCCCAGGGAAUAUACCGAGCCCACUCCUCCGGCCGGUCCUGGCAAUACGACCUCAGAAACCUACCCACAUCCUGGUUGACUCGUUCUACCUGCCCAUUGCUCUCCGGGUGGUACCCCGAGGUAAGGCUCACCGAGACCCCCAAACGCUCCAUGAACGCUCUCCAGACUCGGGAGGUAAACUGGGGGCCUCGAUCAGACACUAUAUCCUCGGGUACCCCGUAAUGCCGGAAGACGUGGGUAAAUAGUGCCUCUGCGGUCUGUAGGGCAGUAGGAAGACCCGACAUAGGGAGAAGACGACAGGCCUUAGAGAACCGGUCCACAACGACCAGGAUGGUGGUAUUCCCCUGAGAGAGGGGAAGGUCUGUCACAAAAUCCACUGAGAUGUGGGACCAUGGUCGUUGUGGAACGGGCAGGGGUUGUAACUUACCCCUGGGCAGGUGUCUGGGCGCCUUACACUGGGCGCACACCGAGCAGGAGGAGACAUAAACCCUCACAUCCCUGGCUAACGUGAGCCACCAGUAUUUAGUGCUAAGACAAUGCACUGUCCGGCCAAUACCCAGAUGUCCAGAGGAGGGUGACGUGUGAGCCCAGUAAAUGAGUCGAUCCCGAACCUCGAGCGGAACGUACUUCUGACCCACAGGACACUGUGGAGGGCUAGGGUCGGCACGCAACGCCCGCUCGAUUUCAGCAUCGACCUCCCACACAACCGGUGCCACAAGACAAGACGCCGGUAGUAUGGGAGUAGGCUCAACGGACCUCUCCUCCGUGUCAUACCGCCGGGACAGCGCAUCUGCCUUACCGUUCUGGGACCCAGGGAUGUACGUGAUUUUAAAUACGAACCUGGCGAGAAACAUACUCCAUCGAGCCUGGCGAGGGUUCAGUCUCCUCGCUGCCCGGAUGUACUCCAGGUUCCGAUGGUCAGUCAAAAUGAGGAAAGGGUGUUGAGCCCCCUCAAGCCAAUGCCUCCACACCUUAAGGGCCUGAACUACAGCUAACAGCUCCCUGUCCCCAACGUCAUAGUUACGCUCCGCCGGGCUGAGCCUUUUGGAGUAAAAAGCACAGGGGCGGAGUUUAGGUGGCGAGCCGGACCGUUGAGAGAGCACGGCCCCUAUACCAGCCUCAGACGCGUCCACCUCAAACUGAAAGGGAAUUGUGGGAUCCGGAUGCGCCAGCACCGGAGCCGACGUAAACAGGUCCUUCAGUCUCCCAAAGGCCCUGUCCGCAUCAGCUGACCACUGCAGGCGCACCGGACCCCCUUUCAGAAGGGACGUGAUGGGAGCUGCCACCUUUCUAAAACCCUGGAUAAACCUCCGGUAGUAAUUCGCAAAGCCCAAGAACUGCUGCACCUCUUUGACAGUGGUUGGGGUUUGCCAAUUACGCACGGCUGACACACGGUCCACCUCCAUUCUCACCCCUGACGCGGACAACCGAUAACCCAAAAAGGAGACCGACUCCUGGAAAAACAGACAUUUCUCUGCCUUGACAUACAGGUCGUGCUCCAACAGCCUCCUCAAUACACGACGCACCAGGGCUAUAUGCUCGGCUCGGGUAGACGAGUACACUAGAAUGUCAUCAAUGUACACGACCACCCCUUGCCCCUGCAUAUCCCGGAAAAUCUCAUCCACGAAGGAUUGGAAGACUGAUGGAGCAUUCAUCAACCCGUAUGGCAUGACGAGAUACUCGAAAUGACCCGACGUGGUACUAAACGCUGUUUUCCAUUCGUCGCCCUCCCUAAUGCGCACCAAGUUAUACGCGCUCCUGAGAUCCAGUUUUGUGAAAAACCGCGCUCCAUGCAAUGACUCCGUCAUGGUCGCAAUCAGAGGGAGUGGAUAACUGUAUUUCACAGUAAUCUGAUUGAGACCACGGUAAUCAAUGCACGGGCGCAACCCUCCAUCUUUUUUCUUCACAAAAAAGAAGCUCGAGGAUGCGGGAGAAGUGGAGGGCCGUAUGUAUCCCUGUCUCAAAGAUUCGGCUAUGUAAGUCUCCAUAGCUUUUCUCUCCUCUUGAGACAAAGGAUACACGUGGCUCCGUGGGAGCGCUGCUCCUGCCUGGAGAUCAAUCGCACAAUCCCCCUGUCUAUGAGGAGGCAACUGCGUCGCCCUAGCUUUACUAAACACGAUAGCCAAAUCCCCAUAUUCAGGCGGAAUGUACAAUGCGGGCACUUGGUUUGGACUUUCCACCGAAGUCGCCCCCACGGAAACACCCAGACAUCGCCCCUCACACUGAGCAGACCACCCAUUGAGAGCUCUCUGUUGCCACGAAAUGGCAGGGUUAUAACCAGGGAAUUCCCAGCACCACCGGGUACGCAGGAGAGAGCUCUCAAUGGGUGGUCUGCCGCUAGAGUCCGGAACUCCAGUGCGAACGCCUGUGCGCUCCUCCUCCCCUGUCUCAGGUAGAAUAGACGCUCCCCCGCCGCUUUGCCCUCAGGUGGAUGGUCGAACACGGCCUUGAAGCGACGGGAGAACUCUGCGUAGGAGAUGGUGGUGGCGUCUAUCCUCCUCCACUCGGCUUUGGCCCAUUCCAACGCCUUGCCCGUGAGACAGGAGAUGAGGGCGGAAACGCUCUCGUGUCCCGAGGGCACCGGGUGUACAGUGGCCAGGUAGAGCUCCACCUGCAGGAGGAACCCCUGACACCCGGCAGCUGUUCCGUCAUACGCCCUCGGGAGCGAGAGCCGAAUCCCACUGGGUUCCGGACCUGGGACUGGUGGACCGGCCGAUGGGGGUGGCAAGGUAGGUGGAGGUGUGGGUACCCCUCUGGACUCCCAUCGGUGCAGGGUGUUGAUGACAUCCUGUAGAGCGGUCCCCAGUUGUCUGAUCUGGUCAUCCUGGCCGCGGACAUGCUCCUCCAGCGACUCAGGUGUGGCUGUUGCUCCUGCUGAUUCCAUUAUAUAUGGUGUGUGAUUCUGUCACGGGUGCUGAAGGUGGGUGUGGUGCAGGAAUCAAGCGCAGGACGCAGAAACUAAGUCCAAAAGACUUUAGUGAAAUAUUCACGUAGUACACGAGCACAACAAGCCCGGAUGCGAAAUAAAGGCGCACACAGGCGUCAAACAAAAGGCGCACUAACAUGUGCGAAAACCUCUCCAAACAACGGAGGGAAACACGUAGCAACGAACACCAAACAGAAGCGUAAUCACACACAACACCUGACACACACAACGAGAACUAAAUAGGACACUAAUGAAGACUAACUAGAAACAGGUGUACAACAUCAAGACAAAACCAAACGAACAUGAAACAUACAACGGUGGCAGCUAGUACUCCGGGGACGACGACCGCCGAAACCUGCCCGAGCAAGGAGGAGGAGCAGCCUCGUCCGAAACCGUGACAGACUGGAUGCCGAUCAGAAUGAAACACACAUCCUCACCUGGAUGGAUUGAUUGAUUGUCAUAUUACCAUUAAUAAUCACCCCUAUAAUAACAUUACUGCCUGUUUAUGUCUUCCCUCCCAGGUCACCAUCGUCAUCAAGUACUUCUUCCAGUUUGGCUUCUUUCCCUUCAACCAGAACCUAGUGGUGGAUGGGAAUAGACCCUAUCACCCUCCCAACAUCAUCGGAGUGGAGAAGAAAGAUGGAUACGUCGUCUAUGACCUCAUACAGCUUCUGGCGCUCUUCUUCCACGGCCCACCCUAAGGUACGAGAUCAGACUUUUUUUCCCUUUUUAAUUUUUGUGAAAAAAGGAAAGGGACGGGAGGGCCCUGCCCCAGUAGAACCCCUAUUAAAAUUUUAUGAAUGGGGGGGACUUGAUUUCCUUUUUUUUUUUGUGAGGGCGGGGGGAGGAGAGGCUGUUUACGGAAAUUUGGGGUUUUUUUGUUUGAGUUUUGAUAAGAUGUAUAGUGUAUUGAAAGUGUUGUAGAGGUUUAAUGAACACAGGGGGGGGGAGCAGAUUUUAAGAGGAGGUUUUCAAACCAAAACGGGUUUUUUUUUGGGGGAAACCCAUUGGCCCCGCCCUCCCCCUUUACCCCCCCACCCCCCUACCCCCCCUCUCCUCACCUUCCCCCCCCUCCCUCUACCCCCACCCCCCCUACCCCCACCCCCUCCCCUUCCCUUCCCCCCCAUUCCCACCCCCCACCCCCCCCCCCUUACCUCCUCUACCUUCCUCUACCUCUCCUCUACCUCUCCUCUACCUUCCUCUACCUCUCCUCUACCUUCCUCUACCUCUCCUCUACCUUCCUCUACCUCUCCUCUACCUUCCCGCCACUUGGUUUGGUACCGAGCUUUAUCCCCGUGUCUCUUCUCUGUAUUGUCCCGCCAUAGUGUCAUGGUCUCUGGGACGAAGACAACCUUAAGGACACCAAGAAGGAGAUUCUCCGGCGGGACACUGAGUCAGAGGAGGACGAGAGGAGGGAGAGGGAGGCCACUCCCGUCCCCUCCACCCCCCGCGAGAGGAAGGGCUCCACCCAGACCCUCAGGUCCAUAAAUCUGGGCAUGGGCACCUCCAUGGACUCUGUGCAUUACCUCCAGCAACAGCAGCAGACCUACCAGAGAAGGAAGAGCUCCAGCGGAGGGUCUCAUAUCUCCCACCGCUCAAGCCACACUCUACGCUCCAAGAGAGGCAAGGACACUUACUUGAUUUGACUUUACUUAGCCUUUACUUUACUGUACUUUACGAUUUACUUUAUUUUACUAAAGCGCCAUACUUUUACUUUACUUAGUAGGGAUGUCAAAUGAAGCGUGCAUCGAUAAGAAAAACUAUUCAAACGUCACGAAUCGCCGGGACACUAACGUUUUUUUACUGCUUUAUUAUGAAAAUACCUCUACCUGUUGUGACUGAAUGGAUGGAGUCCUGUCCUUCAGCCCGUCAAACUUGUCUGCAUGUAACUGCGUAUUACAUCAAUCUACAAGUCAGAUAACAACUGUGUGCACAGUAGGGCUGACCCCAUUUAGUCCACCGGUCCAUUGUUUGGUCGAUCGAGAUUCCCUUAGUCCAGCAGUCGAAUUUAUUUAAAACAUUUCAUGGCGCACAAGACAACUGUCUGAUUGGCUCCCGUCUCAGUGGACUAAUCCAUUGCGGAGGCCACGGGGACGACACAGUCCAUCACUCUUAAGACAUGUGACACUGAAUAUGGUUAUAUUAUGUAAAAAAAAUAAUGGUGCAUCGCUAAUAAAUCUAAUAUUAUUUUAUAACAUAUGCGCUUUUGUCCCGCGUUGGACUCUCUGCGGUUUCUGAAACAUAAUCUUCAGUGCGCCGUAGAAUUGGCGCCUUUCUCUAUGUAGCUAUGUGCAUAAUAGCAAAGUUAACCAGCAUAUUGGGAUUGAGAACAAUGCGGCGGAGGUAGCAGCAGAAUGAGGAAACAGCCCUCGCCUAAUUGUCUAAGAAAGUUGAGGAGACUUAAUUAGGUCUAUAAUCAAUAGCCUAACUGUUAAAUGUGACUGGCUUUAUAAAUCAUCCAUAUAUAUCUACAGAAAUAAGACAGAUCCUACUUUUGUUGCCUGUUUUAGUGUUUGUUUAAUAGUUUACGGGAGCACCAAGCCUCAUGCAAAAGGCAAAAUGUCGGAUAAAGCAAUUUCACAGAUGUGGCUGUUUUUAAUAAUAAUAAUAAUAUGCAAUUUAGCAGACGCUUUUAUCCAAAGCGACUUACAGUCAUGUGUGCAUACAUUUUUACGUAUGGGUGGUCCCGGGGAUCGAACCCACUACCCUUGGCGUUACAAGCGCCGUGCUCUACCAGCUGAGCUACAGAGGACCACGCUAUGCUACGCUUUGCCAUGCUGUAUAAAGAUGUGGCUGUUUUUUCAUCUUUGCUGUAUAAAGCCUUUGCAUUUGUUUUUGUUAGAACAGACUGGUAUUCCAGGUGACUACCUCAUGAAGCUGGUUGAGAGAAUGCCAACAGUGUGCAAAGCUGUCAUCAAGGCAAAGGGUGGCUAUUUGAAGAAUCUCAAAUAUAAAAUAUAUUUUGAUUUGUUUAACACUUUUUUUGGUUACUACAUGAUUCCAUAUGUGUUAUUUCAUAGUUUUGAUGUCUUCACUAUUAUUCUACAAUGUAGAAUAUAGUAAAAAUAAAGACAAACCCUUGAAUGAGUAGGUGUGUCCAAACUUUUGACCGGUACUGUAGCAGGGUGUGUAAAAGCCAUAACACAAGUUUUUCCAUCAGCAGACUAUGAUCGAUAAUGUCAAAAGCUGCACUGAAGUCUAACAAAAACAGCUCCCACAAUAUUUUUAUCAGCAAUUUCUCUCACCCAAUCAUCAGUCGUUUUUUGUAAGUGCAGCACAUGUUGAAUGCCUUUCCCUAUAAGCAGGCUGAAAAUCUGUUGUUAAUUUGUUUACUGUGAAAUAGCAUUGUAUCUGGUCAAACACAGUUUUUAUCAAAAGUUUACUAAGGGUUGGUAACAGGCUAAUUGGCCGGCUGUUUGAGCCAGUAAAGGGGGCUUUACUAUUCUUGGGCAGCGAAAUGACUUUAGCUUCCCUCCAGGCCUGAGGGCACACACUUUCUAGUAGGCUUAGAUUGAAAGACAUGGCAAAUAGGAGUCGAAAUAUUGUCCGCUAUCAUCCUCAGUAAUUUUCCAUCCAAAGUUCCAAACGUUCAUAACGCUUUUCAGACAGGCGUGAAAUCCAAAGCUGUGUUAUAUAUUUAUGUCAUAGCUACUUUCUAAAGCUAAAUAUUGACAUAUGUGAUUCGGUCUUAUGUAGCAAAAUUUGAAAUAGUGUUUUUUACAUUGGAUAAAAGUAGAUACAGAGCUACAAAAUGGUAUAUCAUCCACUACAGUUGGGGAACCACGGGAAAGUAAUUCUGCUUUGAAAGUUGAUAAACCUCACUUUUGAGAAAAUGUUCCUUGAAUAUUUUCGUACCUACUGGAGAGCUCUUCUUUGUCUACACCCAUUCAGCAUCGUUCACACCCUCUUAAGCUUUAGCCCCACCCAUCUCUUUAAGGAUUCACAUGUGAGGCCAUGUACUAAACAACCAAAGAUUUCAAGACUAAAGGCUGGUUUAUACUACGGGUGUGUUCGUAAAUGUAAUCUGGAGUGCCAGAGUGCGCUCUGGGUGUUCGUUAACUCAGAGCAUUGUCAGAUUGGCCGUUCGUAAAUUCAGAGCGUUUCGCUCACGGAGCGUUCAGAGCGCACACUGGACGCUCUGGUCGAAAAGUAGGGUUGAUCUGAGCGUUCUGUCCUAACAACAGCAGUCAAGCACCCAAGCUAACUGGCUAACGUUGGCUAACUUGCUAGCUACUUCCGGACACAAAUGAGAGAACAGCUCACUCUGACCAUUUUACUCGCCCUAGCAGAGCUGGUUAGGCUGUUUUCAUGUUAUCCAGAGCGUUGGUGACUGCAACUGUGCUGCUGGCAACAAUUUAAUUAUGCUUUUUCGCCAAUGUUUACUGACACCGGCCAUAUUCAACGGUGUUGAGCGUUCGUCAAUUCGUCAGUUAUUCUGCGCUCUGGCAAACUCAGAUGAGAGUGCUCUGAAAUCAGAGUAGAUAGCCAGCGCAAAUUUACCAGCUAUGUCUAUUGACAGUUGUCGCAGUGACAUCAUGAACAUUCUAUUGAAAUGGUUAACGUUACUUGCGUAGUGGAGUCUUUUUGUUUAGACGUGUAGCUAGCUAACUAAACAAUGAACCAUAAUCCCAACUCAUAAUGUUACUACCCUGCAUGAAUCUGCAGGUAGCUAACCAACCAGGUUCAAUGUUAGCUAGCUAGCUAACAUUAGGCUAUAACUAGCAAUGCAAAUGUCUCUGAGAUACAAAUAAUAUUAAUACACAGAUCAUACACGUAACGUUAGCUAGCUAGCCAGCCAGCUAACGUUAGUAGGCUAGCUAACAGUACACUUUAACUUGAAAUGAAAACGACUUUCUGACACAAUUAGAAACGUUUAAUAUCUGAAAAUUUAGCUAGCUAGACUAUCUUACCCGUAUACAUGGAUGGACGCUUCUCCCUCUCUGUCACGGUUGCCCUUAGUUUGAAGAUGUAAUCCGGAGACAGGUGUUUUAUACAACAGCCUUCUCUGUGUGUUCUCUUUUCGACUCCCUCCGCAUAUUUGCAAUCAAACGGCAGAAUUUUCUCCAUCUCCUUAGCUAUCAUACUCUAAUUCCACUGAUUUCAAAACUCGGUCCUCCAGAAAGUGGAGAGCAACACUUAUGCAGUUCUACUACGUGAAAUCUUUUUUAAAAAGCUGCGUUAGAAAGGAUUACCUACACAUACUGACCAGCUCAUAUUAUAGACAGAAGCGUGUUACAUGGCAGACCAAUCCGAACUCAUCUCUUGGCAUGUCCAGCCCACUCAAUAUCUCAGCCAAUCAUGGCUAGCGGGAAGGUUGCUGUCUUUUUCUGUGGCUAAACCAACUAGGCUCGUAAUUUAACAAUUGUAUUCGUAUUUACAGAUGGCAUACAAGUUUGUUAUUAAGACACAUGGCAGUUCACAUGUUCCAGAAGGCAUUUCUGCCAAAAAAGUUAACGUUCAAAUGGCUCUCCUGUGAAGUAGUGACGUGGGGACAAAACCCUAUUUUUCCGGGAAAACGAGUCCAAUUACCCCUGAAAAACAUUUAAAAAUGUUAAACUUAGUUUUUUUUGGUUUUAAUCAAGUUAAUUAGGGAUGUAUGACAGGUUAACCCGGGGGGUUUAUGGGUUUCAAAAAUAAAAAGGGGGGGGGAAACCAAAAAAAACACCCCCCCCCCCCCCCUAAAAAUUUAUAGGGGUAAAUUUGCUCAGCCCAAAACAUCCCUCCCAAAUCUGAUAUUGGAAAUUUCCCCUAAAAAACCAACCCCUCCCAAAAUCUGAUAGUGGUAUAUGCUCUUUCCAAAAACACCCCCCCUAAUCAUAUUUUGGUUUAGUUUUCUCGGGGUCAAAAACACCCCUCCCAAUCUGAUAGUGGAAAUUCUCGGGUAAAAAACACCCCCCCUAAUCUAAAUAGUGGUAGAUGCUCAGUCAAAAACAACCCCCUCCCAAAUCUGAUAGGGUAAAAUCUCAUUCAAAACCCCCCCCCUAAUUUUAUAGGGGUAGAGCUAAACCCAAAAAAACACCCCUCCCUAAUCUGAUAGUGGUAGAUGCUCAGUCAAAAACACCCCUCCCUAAUCUGAUAGUGGUAGAUGCUCAGUCAAAAACACCCCUCCCUAAUCUGAUAGUGGUAGAUGCUCAGUCAAAAACACCACCCUCCCUAAUCUGAUAGUGGUAGAUGCUCAGUCAAAAAAAACCCCUCCUAAUCUGAUAGUGGUAGAUCUCAGUCAAAAACACCCUCCCCUAAUCUGAUAGUGGUAGAUGCUCAGUAAAACCCCUCCCUUGAUGCUUUCUAUUCAUCAAUUCACACGCACAGGGCCGCUCAGCCAGAGAGGAAGAGGCAAAGCAAGAGGGUUAACUACGCCCAAAAUCUGUCUUCUCCAGCAGGUUGGCCGUUUUUCUUCUUUUUUUUUCACCCACUAAGCCUGGAGUUUUUGUAUAGAGGUCAGGAGAGAUUGUCGAAUUUGGUUAUGGUUGUGCCAGUUGUUCACAAGCGUAUCUUCCCUCUCAUUGGCUAGAAUGGUCCCACCUGAUCUUGCCUCCUCCCGACUGCCUUUCAUUUUUUAAGAAAUGUAUUUUAAUUGUUAGAGCGAAGUUUACUUUAAUUUACUUUUCUGUACUUUAGUUAUCUAUUUAAUUUACUUUACUUUUCUUAGCUAUUUACUUUACUAUACUUUACUUAGCUAUUGACUUUACUUUACUGUACUUUUCUACUUACUUUACUUAACCACAAACUUACUUUACUUUGCCACCAACUUACUUUACUUAGCCACUAACUUACUUUAUUUUACUUUGCCACUAACUUACUUUACUUUGCCACUAACUUACUUUACUUUACUUUGCCACAAACUUACUUUACUUUGCCACAAACUUACUUUACUUUGCCACUAACUUACUUUACUUUGCCACUAACUUACUUUAUUUUACUUUGCCACUAACUUACUUUACUUAGCCACUAACUUACUUUAUUUUACUUUGCCACUAACUUACUUUACUUUGCCACUAACUUUACUUUACUUUGCCACAAACUUACUUUACUUUGCCACUAACUUACUUUACUUUGCCACAAACUUACUUUACUUUGCCACAAACUUACUUUACUUUGCCACUAACUUACUUUACUUUGCCACUAAUUUACUUUACUUUGCCACUAACCUACUUUACUUUGCCACCAACUUACUUUAUUUGCCACUAACUUACUUUACUUUGCCACCAACUUACUUUACUUUGCCACCAACUUACUUUACUUUGCCGCUAACUUACUUUACUUUGCUACUAACUUACUUCACUUAGCCACUAACUUACUUAACUUUGCCACUAACGUACUUUACCACUAACUUUACUUUGCUUUACAGUACAAUAGGGUUGUAACAUGCAUUGCCAUGGUUUCCCCAGGCAGCACUAAUUCCAGGAACAGUAGCCAUAGAGACGGGAGUGAGUCAGUGCAGCAGAAGACUAAGAAACAGCUGAUCAUGGAGAAACUCAGAGAACAGAUGAUCAAAGCCAAGACCUUCACUAUCAAGAGGUGGGAUUGACUGGUUGAAUGAUUGAUUGGUUGAUUGACUGACUGAUUAGUUGGUUAAUUGGUUUACGUUUACAUUUACAUUUUGGUUGAUUGGUUGAUUGAUUUUUAUUUGUAUCAUUGUCUCUCCAGGACCAUGGAGGUCUACCUCCCUGUCCGUCAGUUCUUCUACGACCUGGUGCACCCAGAGUACAGCGCUGUGACAGACGUCUAUGUCCUCAUGUUCCUGGCCGACACCGUUGACUUCAUCAUCAUCGUCUUCGGCUUCUCCGCUUUUGGGGUAUGUACGUCUGGUCUCUCUUGGGGGGUAUGUACACUACCGUUCAAAGGUUUUAGAACACCUACUCAUUCAAGGGUUUUUCUUAAUUUUUUUUACUAUUUUCUACAUUGUAGAAUAAUAGCGAAGACAUCAAAACUAUGAAAUAACACAUAUGGGAAUCAUGUAGUAACCAAAAAAGUGUUAAACAAAUCAAAAUAUAUUUUAUAUUUGAGAUUCUUCAAAUAGUCACCCUUUGCCUUGAUGACAGCUUUGCACACUCUUGGCAUUCUCUCAACCAGCUUCACCUGGAAUGCUUUUCCAACAGUCUUGAAGGAAUUCCCACAUAUGCUGAGCACUUGUUGGCUGCUUUUCCUUCACUCUGCGGUCCGACUCGUUCCAAACCAUCUCCAUUUGGUUGAGGUGUGUUGGGACAUUUUCCUGUUGAAAAACAAAGCUGUGGUAGCCAUGCUGGUGAAGUGUGCCUUGAAUUCUAAAUAAAUCACAGACAGUGUCACCAGCAAAGCACCCCCACACCAUAACACCUCCUCCUCCAUGCUUUACGGUGGGAAGUACACAUGAGGAGAUCAUCCGUUCACCCACACCGCGUCUCACAAAGACAUGCCGGUUUGAACCAAAAAUCCCAAAUUUGGACUCCAGACCAAAGGACAGAUUUCCACCGGUCUAAUGUCCAUUGCUCGUGUUUCUUGGCCCAAGCAGGUCUCUUCUUAAUAUUGGUGUCCUUUAGUAGUGGUUUCUUUGCAGCAAUUCAACCAUGAAAGCCUGAUUCACACAGUGUCCUCUGAACAGUUGAUGUUGAGAUGUGUCUGUUACUUGAACUCUGUGAAGCAUUUAUUUGGGCUGCAAUUUCUGAGGCUGGUAACUAUAAUGAACAUAUCCUCUGCAGCAGAGGUAACUCUGGGUCUUCCAUUCCUGUGGUGGUAUUCAUGAGAGCCAGUAUCAUCAUAGCGCUUGAUGGUUUUUGCGACUGCACUUGAAGAAACUUUCAAAGUUCUUGACAUUUUCCGUAUUGACUGACCUUCAUGUCUUAAAGUAAUGAUGGACUGUCAUUUCUCUUUGCUUAUUUGAGCUGUUCUUGCCAUAAUAUGGACUUGGUAUUUUACCAAAUAGGGCUAUCUUCUGUAUACCCCCCUACCUUGUCACAACACAACUGAUUGGCUCAAACGCAUUAAGAAGGAAAGAAUUCCACAAAUGAACUUUUAAGAAGGCACACCUGUUAAUUGAAAUGCAUUCAGGUGACUACCUCAUGAAGCUGGUUGAGAGAAUGCCAAGAGUGUGCAAAGCUGUCAUCAAGGCAAAGGGUGGCUACUUUGAAGAAUCUCAAAAAUAAAAUAUAUUUUGAUUUGUUUAACAUUUUUUGGUUACUACAUGAUUCCAUAUGUGUUAUUUCACAGUUUUGAUGUCUUCACUAUUAUUCUACAAUGUAGAAAAUAGUAAAAAUAAAGAAAAACCCUUGAAUGAGUAGGUGUGUCCAAACUUUUGACUGGUAGUGUCUGUCUGGUCUCUUUUGGGGUAUGUCUAGUCUCUUCUGGGGUAUGUCUGGUCUCUUCUGGGGUAUGUCUGGUCUCUUUUGGGGUAUGUCUGGUCUCUUUUGGGGUAUGUCUGGUCUCUUUUGGGGUAUGUCUGGUCUCUUCUGGGGUAUGUCUGGUCUCUUCUGGGGUAUGUCUGGUCUCUUUUGUGUAUGUCUGGUCUCUUUUGGGUAUGUCUGGUCCUCUUUUGGGGUAUGUCUGGUCUCUUUUGAGGUAUGUCUAGUCUCUUUUGAGGUAUGUCUGGUCUCUUUUGAGGUAUGUCUGGUCUCUUUUGGGGUAUGUCUGGUCUCUUUUGGGGUAUGUCUGGUCUCUUUUGAGGUAUGUCUGGUCUCUUUUGAGGUAUGUCUAGUCUCUUUUGGGGUAUGUCUGGUCUCUUUUGGGGUAUGUCUGGUCUCUUUUGGGGUAUGUCUGGUCUCUUUGGGGUAUGUCUAGUCUCUUUUGGGGUAUGUCUGGUCUCUUUUGGGGUAUGUCUGGUCUCUUUUGGGUAUGUCUGGUCUCUUUUGGGGUAUGUCUGGUCUCUUUUGGGUAGUCUGGUCUCUUUUGGGGUAGUGUCUAGUCUCUUUUGGGGUAUGUCUGGUCUCUUUUGGGGUAUGUCUGGUCUCUUUUGGGUAUGUCUAGUCUCUUUUGGGGUAUAUCUGGUCUCUUUUGAGGUAUGUCUAGUCUCUUUUGGGGUAUGUCUGGUCUCUUUUGAGGUAUGUCUAGUCUCUUUUGGGGUAUGUCUGGUCUCUUUUGGGGUAUGUCUGGUCUCUUUUGGGUAUGUCUAGUCUCUUUUGGGGUAUGUCUGGUCUCUUUUGAGGUAUGUCUAGUCUCUUUUGGGGUAUGUCUGGUCUCUUUUGGGGUAUGUCUGGUCUCUUUUGGGUAUGUCUCUUUUGGGGUAUGUCUGGUCUCUUUUGGGGUAUGUUCUGGUCUCUUUUGGGGUAUGUCUGGUCUCUUUUGGGGUAUGUCUGGUCUCUUUUGGGGUAUGUCUAGUCUCUUUUGGGGUAUGUCUAGUCUCUUUUGGGUAUUUACCUCUAGGGCUAGAGCUAUACACUAACGCUAACCCAGAGUUGAACAUCUACAAAUCCUCUUAUCUUACCUUAUCUCAUCUUUUCUUAUCGUAUCCGUCAGAAACACUCGGCGGGAGCAGACAUCACGUCGUCCCUGUCGGAGGACCAGGUUCCCGGAGCCUUCCUGGUGAUGGUUCUGAUCCAGUUUGGGACAAUGGUGGUGGACCGGGCCCUGUACCUCAAGAAGACAGUGCUGGGGAAGGUCAUCUUCCAGGUGGUCCUGGUAUUCGGGAUACACUUCUGGAUGUUCUUCAUCCUGCCCGGACUCUCUGAGAGGUAAAUACUCACCUUGCGGAGUAAAUUAGUUAAUAAAUCUGAUUUAUUGGUUGAUUGCUUGCUCAAUUAGUUGUUGAAUUAGUUCAUUUGUAAACAUAUCCAGUUCUUUCAGAUCUCCCUAGGGGGUAGGGGCUCGUGAUCGAUUAAGGAUUCAUCAUUAGUAGCAGUGUUAUGUCAUUAGUAACUGUGUUUAUCAUUAGUAACCUUGCUUAACAGUAUGUAUACCUCUGUCCACUUUGCAGGCGUUUCAAUGAGAACACAGUGGCCAAGCUGUGGUACUUUAUCAAGUGUAUCUACUUUGGGCUGUCAGCCUAUCAGAUCCGCUGUGGCUACCCCACCAGAGUCCUGGGUAACUUCCUCACCAAGAGCUACAACUACGCCAACCUCUUCCUGUUUCAAGGGUGAGUUAGGACAGGGGUUCCCAAGCGUUUUUCGGGCCAGGGACCCCAUUUGUGACAGCAAAUUCGCGGGGGAACUCAGUCCGGCUUUAAACUUACUGUUGAAAGUUGUAAUAGUAGAAUGCACAAGGUGCAAUUUCAAAAUUGGGUUAGUGCAUCAUCAGUAUUCCUCUUGUCAUGUCAGUCAUUGCAUACCUUAGAGAGCUACUUAUAACUCGUCAGAAAUGUCCAAAUAGCCCAUGGAUAUUAUUGCAAUGUUUGAGUCACUCAAAUAUCAAAUGAAUACACAUUAGAAAUGGUAAAAUGUUUUAGAAUUGCAAGAAAAUGUGCUUUAAAACUGCAAAAUGUUGUCUGCACCCCAUGACAAAAUGUGUAGAAUUGGAGGAAAUAAGCUUUAAACCUGCAAAAUGUUCUCUCCGCCAACAAGAGGGGUGGGAACAGUUUGUGUCAUGAACAGUGCUUGGGCCCUUAGAAAUAGACGUGGAGGGGGAUGGGAGGCGGGAUGUUCCCCAAUGCUGCAAGGGGGGGGCCUGAGUGAAAAGGUUUGGGAACCCUUGCAGUCUUCGACAGACCUCUUGGCCAAAUUCAUUUAAUCUGUUGUAGCAGGGAACCUGGAACCUGGCCGGGUAUGGGAACCAUUGAGUUAGGACACUGUGGGGGGUAGUAGGACAUUCAACUCACAUUAAACAUAGAGGAGUUUAUCACUGUUGCACUGUGUGCACGUCUCAAAUCACUCCCUAUUCCAGGACUCUGACUUGACUCCAGGACUCUGACUUGACUCCAGGACUUGACUCCAGGACUCUGACUUGACUCCAGGACUCUGACUUGACUCCAGGAUUCUGACUUGACUCCAGGACUCUGACUUGACUCCAGGACUUGACUCCAGGACUCUGACUUGACUCCAGGACUCUGACUCCAGGACUCUGACUUGACUCCAGGAUUCUGACUUGACUCCAGGACUCUGACUUGACUCUGACUUGACUCCAGGAUUCUGACUUGACUUCAGGACUCUGACUCCAGGACUCUGACUUGACUUCAGGACUCUGACUUGACUCCAGGAUUCUGACUUGACUCCAGGACUCUGACUUGACUCUGACUUGACUCCAGGACUUGACUCCAGGAUUCUGACUUGACUUCAGGACUCUGACUUGACUCCAGGACUUGACUCCAGGACUCUGACUUGACUCCAGGACUCUGACUCCAGGACUGUGACUUGACUCCAGGUCUCUGACUUGACUCCAGGACUUGACUCCAGGAUUCUGACUUGAUUUCAGGACUCUGACUUGACUCUGACUUGACUCCAGGACUUGACUCCAGGAUUCUGACUUGACUUCAGGACUCUGACUUGACUCCAGGACUCUGACUUGACUCUGACUUGACUCCAGGACUGUGACUUGACUCCAGGACUGUGACUUGACUCCAGGACUCUGACUUGACUCUGACUUGACUCCAGGACUCUGACUUGACUUGGACAAUUUUCAUGACGUGUAACAUGACCCGGACUCGACCAAUGGUGACUCGGACUUGGACUCGACCAGUAGUGACUUUGUUGUCAGAAAGUCUCCCUUGCAUAAUUCAACAUGCUAUACUGUAUGUGAGAAAGAGGCUAUGAUUUGAGAGCCAGUGUCACAACCCAGGUGUGUGUGUGUGGGUGUGUGUGUUCACCUCCAGGUUCCGUCUGAUCCCGUUCCUGACUGAGCUGCGUGCAGUGAUGGACUGGGUCUGGACCGACACCUCCCUGUCCUUAUCCUCCUGGAUCUGUGUGGAAGACAUCUACGCACACAUCUUCGUCCUCAAGUGCUGGAGGGAGUCAGAGAGGGUUGGUUGUGUAUCCUCCCCUGUUCAUGUGUCUGUGUAUGUGGGACCAACAGGGUUCGAAGUUCGAACCCGAGCUCUGCCCACUGCGCCACAAGACUGUGUUAGCUUAGCCCACUGAGCUAAAGCCCAAGAAGGCCCACUGCCUUCUGUUAAAUAAAUAAAUAAAAAUUACAACCUGCAUUUGUGUUGCAAAGUUUGAUUUGAUUUAAACAUUAGCUCUGGGAGUUAAGACAAGUCUUCAGAUCUAAGGCAAGAUUACCCAGAUAACCAUGGACAGGGGAGGAUACAAGACCAACCCACUCGUCAUGGGAGUGUGAUACACCGAACCAACCACCUUACAUCACAUAAGUCUAUGGAUGCAUCCCAAAUGGCACCUUAUUCCCUACAUAGCGCACUACUUUUGACCAGGACCCAUUGGUACCAUAUUGCCUAUGGACUACUUGGGCCCUGGUCACUUUAUACGGAACAGGUGUGCCAUUUCCUCCUCCUCCUCUCCCCUCCCCUCCAGAGGUACCCUCAGCCAAUAACUAUAGUCCUCCUCUCCUCUCCCCUCCAGAGGUACCCUCAGCGCCCAUAACUAUAGUCCUCCUCUCCCCCUCCCCUCCAGAGGUACCCUCAGCCCAUAACUAUAGUCCUCCUCUCCCCUCCCCUCCAGAGUUACCUCCAGCCCAUAACUAUAGUCCUCCUCUCCCCUCCCCUCCAGAGUUACCCUCCAGCCCAUAACUAUAGUCCCUCCUCCCCUCCCCUCCAGAGUACCCUCAGCCUAAUAAGUCCUCCUCUCCCUCCCCUCCAGGGGUUACCUCAGCCCAUAACUAUAGUCCUCCUCUCCCCCUCGACUCAGACCCCCUCUCCAGAGGUACCCUCAGCCCAAACUAUAGUCCUCCUCUCCCUCUCCUCCAGAGUACCCUCAGCCCAUAACUAUAGUCCUCCUCUCCCUCCCCUCCAGUAGGUACCCUCAGCCAUAACUAGUCAUUCCCUUCCUCUCACCCCUCCCCUCCAGGGUAUCCCUCAGCCCAUAACUAUAGUCCUCCCCUCCUCUGUCCCCAGCCACUACCCUCUCUCCUCCUCAGGGUACCCUCAGCCCAUAACUAUAGUCCUCCUCUCCCGUCCCCUCCAGAGGUACCCUCAGCCCAUAACUAUAGUCCUCCUCUCCCUCCUCCCUCCAGGUACCUCAGCCCUAACUAUAGUCCUCCUCUCCCCUCCCCUCCAGAGUACCCUCAGCCCAUAACUAUAGUCCUCCUCUCCCUCCCCUCCAGGGUACCCUCAGCCCAUAACUAUAGUCCUCCUCUCCCCCUCCCUCCAGAGGUACCCUCAGCCCAUAACUAUAGUCCUCCUCUCCCCUCCCUCCAGAGGUACCUCAGCCCAUAACUAUAGUCCUCCUCUCCCCCUCCCUCCAGUGGUACCCUCAGCCCAUAACUAUUGUCCUCCUCUCCCCCUCCAGUGUACCCUCCCCCCUCCAGAGAUACCCUCAGCCCAUAACUAUAGUCCUCCUCUCCCCUCCCCUCCAGUGGUACCCUCAGCCCAUAACUAUAGUCCUCCUCUCCCUCCCCUCCAGAGUACCCUCAGCCAUAACUAUAGUCCUCCUCUCCCCUCCCUCCAGAGGUACCCUCAGCCCAUAACUAUAGUCCUCCUCUCCCCUCCCUCCAGAGGUACCCUCAGCCCAUAACUAUAGUCCUCCUCUCCCCUCCCUCCAGAGGUACCCUCAGCCCAUAACUAUAGUCCUCCUCUCCCCUCCCCUCCAGAGGUACCCUCAGCCCAUAACUAUAGUCUCCCUCCUCCUCCCUCACCUCCCUCCCAGUGGUACCCUCAGCCCAUAACUAUAGUCCUCCUCUCCCCCUCCUCUCCAGAGGUACCCUCAGCCUAUAACUAUAGUCCUCCUCUCCCCUCCUCUCCAGAGGUACCCUCAGCCCAUAACUAUAGUCCUCCUCUCCCCCUCACUUCAGAGGUACCCUCAGCCCAUAACUAUAGUCCUCCUCUCCCCCUCCUCCUCCAGGGUACCCUCAGCCAUAACUAUAGUCCUCCUCUCCCCCCCUCCAGUGGUACCCUCAGCCCAUAACUAUAGUCCUCCUCUCCCCUCCCCUCCAGAGUACCCUCAGCCCAUAACUAUAGUCCUCCUCUCCCCCUCCAGAGGUACCCUCAGCCCAUAACUAUAGUCCUCCUCUCCCCCUCCAGAGGUACCUCAGCCCAUAACUAUAGUCCUCCUCUCCCUCCUCCAGAGGUACCCUCAGCCCAUAACUAUAGUCCUCCUCUCCCCUCCUCUCCAGAGGUACCCUCAGCCCAUAACUAUAGUCCUCCUCUCCCCUCCCUCCAGAGGUACCCUCAGCCCAUAACUAUAGUCCUCCUCUCCCCUCCCUCCAGAGGUACCCUCAGCCCAUAACUAUAGUCCUCCUCUCCCCCUCCUCUCCAGAUGUACCCUCAGCCCAUAACUAUAGUCCUCCUCUCCCCCUCCCUCCAGAGGUACCCCCAGCCCAUAACUAUAGUCCUCCUCUCCCCUCCCCUCCCCUCCAGUGGUACCCUCAGCCCAUAACUAUAGUCCUCCUCUCCCCCUCCUCUCCAGGUACCCUCAGCCCAUAACUAUAGUCCUCCUCUCCCCCUCCCCUCCAGAGGUACCCUCAGCCCAUAACUAUAGUCCUCCUCUCCCCUCCAGGUACUACCCAACCUCCUCCAAUACUAUAGUCCCAUCCUCUACCCCUCUCCCCCUCCAGGUACCUCAGCCCAUAACUAUAGUCCUCCUCUCCCUCCCUCCAGAGGUACCCUCAGCCCAUAACUAUAGUCCUCCUCUCCCCUCCCCUCCAGGUACCCUCAGCCCAUAACUAUAGUCCUCCUCCCCUCCCCUCCAGAGUACCCCCAGUCCCAUAACUAUAGUCCUCCUCUCCUCCCUCCAGAUCCCCAGUCCAUAACUAGUCCUCUCUCCCCUCCAGAGUACCUCAGCCAUAACUAUAGUCCUCCUCUCCCCCCCCUCCCUCCAGAGGUACCCUCAGCCCAUAACUAUAGUCUCCUCCCCCUCCUCCUCCAGUGGUACCCCCAGCCCAUAACUAUAGUCCUCCUCUCCCCUCCCCUCCAGAAGUUACCCUCCAGACCAAUAACUAUAGUCCUCCUCUCCCUCCCUCCAAGGUACCCCAGCCAUAACUAUAGUCCUCUCCCCCUCCAGAGGUACCCUCAGCCCAUAACUAUAGUCUCCUCUCCCCCUCCAGAGGUACCCCCAGCCCAUAACUAUAGUCCUCCUCUUCCCCUCCAGUGGUACCCCUCAGCCAUAACUAUAGUCCUCCUCUCCUCGUUCCCCUCCAGAGGUACCCUCAGCCCAUAACUAUAGUCCUCCUCUCCCCUCCAGGGUACCUCAGCCUAACUAUAGUCCUCCUCUCCUCUCCAGUGUACCCCAGCCCAUAACUAUAGUCUCCUCUCCCUCCCCUCCAGAGGUACCCUCAGCCCUAACUAUAGUCCUCCUCUCCCCCCUCCAGAGGUACCCUCAGCCCAUAACUAUAGUCCCUCCCCCCUCUCCAGGGUACCCUCAGCCCAUAACUAUAGUCCUCCUCUCCUCCCCUCCAGAGGUACCCUCAGCCCAUAACUAUAGUCCUCCUCCUCUCCCCUCCAGUGGUACCCUCAGCCCAUAACUAUAGUCCUCCUCUCCCUCUCCAGUGGUACCCUCAGCCCAUAACUAUAGUCCUCCUCUCCCCCCUCCAGAGGUACCCUCAGCCCAUAACUAUAGUCCUCCUCUCCCCUCUCCAGAGGUACCCUCAGCCCGUAACUAUAGUCCUCCUCUCCCUCUCCAGUGGUACCCUCAGCCCAUAACUAUAGUCCUCCUCUCCCGUCCCCUCCAGAGGUACCCUCAGCCCAUAACUAUAGUCCUCCUCUCUCCCCUCCAGAGGUACCCUCAGCCCAUAACUAUAGUCCUCCUCUCCCUCCAGUGGUACCUCAGCCCAUAACUAUAGUCCUCCUCUCCCUCCCCUCCAGAGUACCCUCAGCCCAUAACUAUAGUCCUCCUCUCCCCCUCCUCAGAGGUAUCUCAGCCCGUAACUAGUACCCCUCCAGAGGUACCCUCAGCCCAUAACUAUAGUCCUCCUCUCCCCCUCCAGAGGUACCCUCAGCCCAUAACUAUAGUCCUCCUCUCCCCUCCCCUCCAGAGGUACCCCCAGCCCAUAACUAUAGUCCUCCUCUCCCCCUCCAGAGGUACUCUCAGCCCGUAACUAUAGUCCUCCUCUCCCCCUCCCAGAGGUACCCUCAGCCCAUAACUAUAGUCCUCCCUCCCCCUCCAGAGGUACCCUCAGCCCAUAACUAUAGUCCUCCUCUCCCCCUCCAGAGGUACCCUCAGCCCAUAACUAUAGUCCUCCUCUCCCUCUCCAGAGGUACCCUCAGCCCAUAACUAUAGUCCCCUCUCCCCCCCUCCAGAGGUACCCUCAGCCCAUAACUAUAGUCCUCCUCCCCUCCAGAGGUACCCUCAGCCCAUAACUAUAGUCCUCCUCUCCCCUCCAGUGGUACCCCAGCCCAUAACUAUAGUCCUCCUCUCCUCCCCUCCAGAGUUACCCCUCCCCCAGCCCAUAACUAUAGUCCUCCUCUCCCCUCCAGGUACCUCAGCCCUAACUAUAGUCCUCUCUCCCUCUCAGGGUACCCCAGCCCAUAACUAUAGUCCUCCUCUCCCCUCCUCUCCCCUCCAGUAUACCCCAGCCCAUAACUAUAGUCCUCCUCUCCCCCUUCCUCCAGAGGUACUCUCAGCCCGUAACUAUAGUCCUCCUCUCCCCCUCCUCUCCAGAGGUACCCUCAGCCCAUAACUAUAGUCCUCCUCUCCCCCUCCAGAGGUACCCUCAGCCCAUAACUAUAGUCCUCUCUCCCCUCCAGAGGUACCCACUAACUAAAAGUCCUCCUCUCCCCUCCUCCAGAGGUACCCUCAGCCCUAACUAUAGUCCUCCUCUCCCCCCUCCAGAGGUACCCUCAGCCCAUAACUAUAGUCCUCCUCUCCCCUCCCUCCAGGGUACCUCAGCCCAUAACUAUAGUCCUCCUCUCCCCUCCAGGGUACCCUCCUAAUAUAGUCCUCUCCCUCCUCCAGGUACCCUCAGCCCAUAACUAUAGUCUCCUCUCCCCCUCCAGAGGUACCCUCAGCCCAUAACUAUAGUCCUCUCGUCUCCUCCUCCCCUCCCCUCCAGUGAUACCUCCAGCCCAUAACUAUAGUCCUCCUCUCCCCUCCCGAGUGUACCCUCAGCCCAUAACUAUAGUCCUCCUCUCCCCUCCAGUGGUACCCUCAGCCAUAACUUAGGCUCCUCUCUCCUCCAGAGGUACCCCCAGCCGCGGGGCAAGCUAAGAAGCGGUGGUGAAGUAUGGGAUGGGAGGGAUGAUCGUCAUGCUUCUCAUCUGUAUCAUUUGGUUCCCUCUACUCUUCAUGUCUCUGUCAGUCUGUGGUGGGGGUGGUCAACAAACCACUGGACGUCUCCUUCUCCAUCACCCUGGCA